Messenger RNA from Rangifer tarandus platyrhynchus (Svalbard reindeer), 318 nucleotides. The record is from the annotation of a GenBank genome assembly. NCBI's taxonomy places the organism in Eukaryota, Metazoa, Chordata, Mammalia, Artiodactyla, Cervidae.
AUGUGGCUGGCCGGGGGCCAGGGUCUGGCUGCCGACAGACUGACUAACCUCUUAGCCAGCGAUGGCGUCCCCCUCCUAGCAGCAGCUGGCACUGCCUCAGGCGAUGGGCACAGCUGGGGCAGCUCUGGCCGUGGCCUUCAAAGGCUUCUUGGCUCCAUCCUCUGUGUCACCACUUUCCUACCUGCUCUGUCCCUUCCUCUUCUUUCUUCAUUCAUCUCUAAUUCCUUCUGCUGUUAUUUCUCCCCACUCCCCUUAAACCCAUUGUCCUCAUCUGCACAGGAAUACACUUCAGUAUUGCCCAAAGCUACCCUCCUUUAA